Chrysochloris asiatica (Cape golden mole) is the source of this 2792-nucleotide messenger RNA. It is a transcript of the gene SS18, whose product is annotated as synovial sarcoma translocation, chromosome 18. Gene Ontology annotation, cellular component: nucleus. NCBI's taxonomy places the organism in Eukaryota, Metazoa, Chordata, Mammalia, Afrosoricida, Chrysochloridae. Bases 81 to 1244 code for a protein of 387 amino acids. The transcript is spliced from 10 exons. Gene Ontology annotation, biological process: positive regulation of transcription by RNA polymerase II. Gene Ontology annotation, molecular function: transcription coactivator activity. The record is from RefSeq and is a predicted model, not a curated record.
CCCGGGAGGCCGGCCUCUUUCCCCAGUUUGCCGUUCACCCUUAGCGCUCGGGACUUGCUGAUAGUGGUGACGGCGGCAACAUGUCUGUGGCGUUCGCAGCUCCGAGGCAGCGAGGCAAGGGAGAGAUCACUCCCGCGGCUAUUCAGAAGAUGUUGGAUGAAAAUAACCAUCUCAUUCAGUGUAUAAUGGACUAUCAGAAUAAAGGAAAGACCUCAGAAUGUUCUCAGUAUCAGCAGAUGUUGCAUACAAACUUGGUCUACCUUGCUACAAUAGCAGAUUCUAAUCAAAACAUGCAGUCUCUUUUACCAGCACCACCCACACAGAAUAUGCCUAUGGGUCUUGGAGGGAUGAAUCAGAGCGGCCCUCCCCCACCUCCUCGCUCUCACAACAUGUCUUCAGAUGGAAUUGUAGGUGGGGGUCCUCCUGCACCACACAUGCAGAACCAGAUGAACGGCCAGAUGCCUGGACCUAACCAUAUGCCUAUGCAGGGACCUGGACCCAAUCAGCUCAAUAUGACAAAUAGUUCCAUGAAUAUGCCUUCAAGUAGCCAUGGAUCCAUGGGAGGUUAUAACCAUUCCGUACCAUCAUCACAGAGCAUGCCAGUACAGAGUCAGAUGACGAUGAGUCAAGGCCAACCAAUGGGAAACUAUGGCCCCAGACCAAAUAUGAAUAUGCAACCAAACCAAGGUCCAAUGAUGCAUCAGCAGCCUCCAUCUCAGCAGUAUAAUAUGCCCCAGGGAGGUGGGCAACAUUACCAAGGACAGCAGCCACCUAUGGGAAUGAUGGGUCAAGUUCAUCAGGGCAAUCACAUGAUGGGUCAGAGACAGAUCCCUCCUUAUAGGCCACCUCAACAGGGCCCACCACAGCAGUACUCAGGCCAGGAAGACUAUUAUGGGGACCAAUACAGUCAUGGUGGACAAGGUCCUCCAGAAGGCAUGAACCAGCAAUAUUACCCUGAUGGAAAUUCACAAUAUGGCCAACAGCAAGAUGCUUACCAAGGACCACCUCCACAACAGGGCUAUCCUCCCCAGCAACAGCAAUACCCAGGGCAGCAGGGCUAUCCAGGACAGCAACAGGGCUAUGGUCCUUCACAGGGUGGCCCAGGUCCUCAGUACCCCAACUACUCACAGGGACAGGGUCAGCAAUAUGGGGGCUAUAGACCAACACAACCAGGACCACCACAGCCGCCCCAACAGAGGCCUUAUGGAUAUGACCAGGGACAAUAUGGAAAUUACCAGCAGUGAACAAGUGUUUACAUUCCAAUAGCCAGUACUUCUCGGCAGCCAUAUUGUCACCUCAGCACUGUGGACACCUCCCUGUGUGAGACCCUUCCAUUCCAUCUAGUGUUUGCAAAAAAACUGUGGGUAAUUGGCUGUUUCUUCAGUAAGCAGCCUUCAUGGCUUAGUUGUAAGAGGCUUUAGUAGCUCAAAAAUACUCUUAAUUUCACAUUUCUACUCUAGAUGGCAACAUUGGACAGAAAAUACAAUGACAUAACCAAUUUACAGUGAUUUCAGAACUGUUUCAAAUGGACUGUUACAGACUGAAAGGUGUGAACAGCUUUGUAUGUUUAUGAAGGUUAAGGGAAUUUAAUACUUUUCCACAGAUUCUUUUGUAAGGGGAAGAGGGAAAUGUACACUUUUUACAGCAGCAAUAUUUUGUAUAUUAUGUUUAUUUCUUGUGAAUAUGCAAGGCAGUACACUACGCACUGGGCAGAAUCAGAAAUCCUAUGUUAAUUUGCAUUGGAGCGUGGUAGAUGCUUGAUUGUGUUAGUCUCAAAGUGGUGUGCUAUGAAGGUAAAGGUGAGGGAAAACCAAGCGCACCAUAUGUCCACUGUUAGUUUUCUCAGAUAGGACAUUCAAAUCCCUUCUAUCUAGCAGGCCAUCAAGGGCACUGUCUUACCGUUUUCAGUCAAAGGACAUUUUUUUAAAAAGCCUUCCAGUUUUGUGGAUUAAAAUCUUUUUAUAAGGAUCAUUUAUAAUACAGUUUUAAAAUGUGAGGCAAUAAUUUCAUGUUAGAUCUGAAGAAUCUUUGGUAACAGUUUCAUGUAAAUGAAAAUGGUCCUCCUCCCCUAAAAUAGCAAUAACUGAAAGUGGAAGUCUUAAUAUUAUUUUGAGUAAUCAGGGAACUAAGUAAGUAAUAUCAAAAAAUUUUAUAAAUGAUGUCAAAGAAGAGUCAACAUUGAUCUGAUAAUUUUAUUUUUUAACAUUACAAGGAUAAUUGGUUUAUUUAAUUAAAUAGUUCAGGAGACUACAGACCUUCAUUUCAACUUUCUUAACUGGAAAUAAUGCCAUUUAUAAAGGGACACAUUCUGGCUUCUCCCUUUUUUGUUACGUUGGUCCAUAUAAGACAGCUCUGCUGAUGAGAUUGUAUUUUGAUUUGUACUAAAAGCGUAGAGGUUGUAUGCUAGAUCGCCUUGUUUAUUAGCAUGGUGUAGUAAUCAUUAUUGAGACUGCCCUGUGUCUGAUUAUUCUAACUAAAUUCAGGGAUGUUGUGUGAGGCAGGAAAGCAUGCAUGGAGACAUCUUUAAACACAAUUGUUUAGGCAAUAUCUGAAAACAUUUAACCCAAAGGUAAGUUACUAUUUUCAUCACAGUUGCCUAUGUCCAAAGAAUAAUUCUUUAUAAUUGAAAAAAAAAUUUUUUUCCCCCACUUAUAACUGGAAAUAAACAGCAGGAGUACCAUUAAUUUGAAUAAGUGAAACAUACUGUUUUCAACAUACUGUAAUCAAAAGGAGGAAUUUCAGUGUGUGUCUGUGUGUGUAUGUGCGCAUAAGAGAGUUUAUGUAUGUGUUUU